AUCGAAAAAAAAGCAAAAAAAAAACUUGAGCUCACAUCCAAAUUUGUUGUUAAGGCAUUUUUUUUUGGGUGACAUUGGCGACUGGCAACUGACUGGCAACAAACAAAAAAUGGCGCUGUCUAAGCGUCCGCUUAGCAAGGAGACGCCCUUGGUUGACAGCAGCAGCAGCAACAACAGCAACAGCAGCAGCAACAACAACAACACUGAGCAUGAGACGGCGAUCAAGCGACGCAAACGCUGCAGUCGCGACGAUGAAUUUGCUGUCAGCAACAACAACAACAACAACAAUAGUGUUAACAACAACAACAACAACAACAACAUGUUGCCACAGAAGAAGCGACAAUUGUGUAAAGCAACAAUCGGCGACAGUCCAGCAAAGACAACAGCAACCACAACGGUUGCUGGCGUGCAACAGCAACCACAACCACAGCAACCACAGCAGCAACUUCAGAUGGAUGCCGCCGAGCAGGACGAUGAGACGCUGAUACGUGAGACGCAGGCGGCGCUAAAAAGUUUAUCGGGCAGUUGGCCAGAUGCGCGAACGAAUUUGUAUCGAUUGCAGGAUCAGGAAGAUGAGAAUCCGCCGCCGUUUCAGAAUCUGUUUGAGGAGAAGCAAAAGUACGAAUCAAACAACAACAACAACAACAUGAAUACGAACAUGAACAACAAUCACGAACACGAACACAACAACAACAACAACCAUAACAAUGAAUAUUUCGAUGAGAACAAUUCAACAACACACACAACACUUUUGCUACGUUUCCACAGGCAAAAGGAGAACGAUCAGGCGCGUCUCAAUGCAUAUCCACCUCCACCUCCUCCACCCCCCCACCACCAACAUCAUCAUCAUCACCAUCAUCUGCAUCCGUAUGCUCAGCAACAGCAGCAGCAGCAGCAACCACUUCAACAGCAACAGCAACCACUCAAAAAGGAUCCGCUCGAUGUUGCUGCUGCUGUCUACGCUGCUCAAGCGACGUCCGCUUUCAAGCCGCCCAUCGACAUCAUCAAACGCAACGGACAAUUGGCUGCUCAAGCUCACGCUCAGGCUCAGGCUCAAGCUCAGGUUCAAGCUCAAGCUCAGGCUUAUGCUCAGUACACGUCGAGUGCUUACAAUGCUGCCGAAGCGUAUUAUGGCUAUGCGGCAGCAGCAGCUGCGAGCAGCAACAGCAGCAGCAACAACAACAACUUUGAGCUCGCCUCGCCCACAGAUAAAAAGGGCACGGCCACGCCCACCAAAGAGGAGCUGUUGCUCGAUGCCAAACAGUAUACGAUAUUGCAGCCAGCGGGCGUCGGGAGUCGAGCUGCCUCCGUCAUGCAGGACAUUGCGCGCGAGGGCGUUGUGGGCGUGCCCCUGGUGGCAACACCGCCAAGCACAGCAGCAACAGCAGCAACCACGACAGCCACAACAGCAGCCACAACAGCAGCAACCACCAGCACACCAACAGAUCCAGCAGCAGCAGCAACCACAACACCGACAGCAGCAACAGUUGCAGCCACGCCUACGCCGAGUUAUUCGCCGAGCAGUCAGCAUCGCGUGCUGGCGUUGCACGAACAGAUCCUGAAAUGCCCCACGCCCGGCUGCAACGGACGAGGCCACGUUCAGCCGCAUCGCAGUGUGCAUCGCAGUUUGUCCGGCUGCCCGAGGGCGAUCAGACGCCACACGGCGAGUCGUCGGCAGUCGACACAGCAGCCGCACUCAGCGCGUCCUGGAGAACUGGAGAAGCAUGAAAAGGAGCUGCAUCCGCUGGACAAACUCAAGCUCACCUCAACUCACUAUCUAAACAACAACAACAAUAACAACAACAACAACAGCAGCAGUUGUAUCAACAACAACAACAGCAACAUCAAGACGAUGCCCAUUAUUAAAUCGGAAUAUAGUCCGGUGGCCAGCAUCAAAUCGGAGUAUAACAAAAGUCCCAUGCACUCGUAUUUGACUAACGAUGCUGCCUCGGCGGCAGCAUCAGCGAUACCCAACAGCGCCAACAGCGCACGCGGCAGCAACAACAACAACAACAACACCAGCAACGGCAACAACAACGGCAACAACAGCAGCAAUGUUGCUGCCAGCAAUGGAGUUGCCAGCGAACCGCAUUUGAGUCGCUACGUUGGCCUCCACAGUCCACAGCCACAGCAUCCACAUGCCCACCACCAACAACAGCAACAGCAGCAACAACAGCAACAACAGCAGCAGCAACAACAACAGCAGCAGCAGCAGCAACAUACGCUGCAUCAGCAACGCGGACCUUUCAUCGAAGGCAAUGCCAGUCAAAUCGAUCCCACAGAUGCAGCCAGCUACCACAGCGAACAUCAGCAACAACAGCAGCAACAGGCUGAUGAACGACAGCAACAAUACGAACAGAUGCGAUAUGCACAAAGUGUUGGCCAUGGCUUAGCAACCAGCGAUGCCUCCGCCGAACAGCAACAGCAGCAACAGUUGCUGGCAAGCAAUGCCAGCAGCAGCGAAUUGUCGCCACGCAGCCACGCCUACGAUCCUCACACAACGCAUCCGCAUCCGCACUCGCAUCCACAUCCGCAUCCACAUCCACAUCCGCCCACCUCGAGUGUGGCGCCUGUGUUCGUUGGCCUUGGCAUCGGAGAUUCGGUGUCCACCGGCGGGAGUUCGACUGGCUUCGAGCGUUACGAUCCGAAUUGCGGACAGCAGCGACAGGCGAACGCAACAGCAGCAGCAGCUGCUGCUGCCGCGGCGGCAGCAACAGCGGCGUCGGCCACGCCCACGAAUAUGUAUCACUAUUUGCCACAGAGUGCGGACGAUUUGCAGGUGCAGCAGCAAAAGUAUCUGCAGGAGCAACAGUUGCUGAUGGCCAAGGCCGAGCACGAGGAGGUCGCCAAUGGAGGAGGCGGUGGUCCAAUUUAUCCCCGUCCCAUGUAUCAUUAUGAUCCGACGAUGGGUCCAUUGCCCCCCGGCUUCUCCGCCAUCAAUUUGUCCGUCAAAAUGGCCGCUGCUCAGGCGGCGGCUGCAGCGGCUGCCUAUCAAAACCAGCAGCAACAGCAGCAGCAGCAGCAGCAACAGCAGCAACAACAGCAGCAGCAGCAGCAACAACAUCACCAGCAACAACAGCAGCAGCAACAGCAGCAACAUAGCAAACAGAGCAGUUCGCCUACGCCGAAUGUGGGCGUGGCAGCGCCAGCUGUCGACCUGUCGGGCGCCACAUCGGUGACGUCAUCGAGCCCACACGGUUUCAACUCGCCCGCAUCGCACAACCAAUACAACAACCAGCGCAUGGGCAACGGAAGUCCACAGCCUGGAGCCAGUCCCAACAUUGCCAGCCCCCAAGUGCCCAGUCCGCAGGGUCAAACGCUGGACUUGAGCGUCACCCGUUUGCCGCACAGCAUCAUCACGAGUCCACAGUACGGAGCCGACGGCCUUGUCGUGGGUCACGGCCAAGGCUUUGGCAGUGCUGCCCCCGGUUCAAUUGGACCAAACGGACCGCCGCGAUCACCGCAAAUGGAGCCAGUGGACUUUAGUGGACCCCCGCGUCCCCUUGGCUUCGGCCUCGUGGGUCACAUAAGUGGACCACGCCCCUACAGUCGCGAAUCGACGCCCGACAGCGGCGGCUCCCACUACAUCGAAACGUAUCGGGAUCCCAGUGGUUAUUCGCCUCAUCCUGGUUAUGGGAUGGUUGUGCAAUCAGAUUAUCCACCAGCCGGCUAUCAUGGCUACGGACCGGCGGCCUAUCAAUGCAGCAAUCCGUAUGCGACAGCCGUCGGACCCGGCGGCUAUCCGACUCCCGUCUCCGGCGGCUAUUCGCCCAGUCCGGCCACCUGCUACUCCAUGCCACCGCCACAGCACAUACCGCAGCACGACAAGACCAAAGAUGGUUUGACCGGUUGCUCGCGUUCGGAUCGCAAUCAUCUGCAAUCGCACUCGCAGGAGCUGAAGUGCCCGACACCCGGUUGCGAUGGCUCUGGCCACGUGACUGGCAACUAUUCCUCACAUCGCAGCCUCUCCGGUUGUCCGCGAGCCAACAAACCGAAGAGCAAGCCCCGCGAUGGCCAGGACUCUGAGCCGUUGCGUUGCCCCAUCCCAGGCUGCGAUGGCUCCGGACAUUCCACCGGCAAAUUCCUCUCACACCGAAGUGCAUCUGGCUGUCCCAUUGCCAAUCGCAACAAGAUGCGCGUCCUCGAAGCCGGCGGCACUGUGGAACAGCACAAGGCAGCGGUGGCAGCGGCAACAGCCAUGAAAUUCGAUGCUUGCACUACAGUGGGCAGUCAGGGCAUCAAGAAACCCAAGUUCGAUGAGGUGACCAUGGUUUAUCCCAAAGGCUAUACAGGUGGCGCUGGACUCGACAUUGUUAUGGGCGGCGUUGGCGUCGGCGUUCCGCUGCCGCCAGGCAUUAACAACAGCACUGUUGGCGUUGGCGUCGGUGUUGGCGUCGGCGUCGGCGUUGGCAGCGUGCAAGGCGAUAAGACAACAGUGAGUGUGAGCGGCGGCAGCGAUGAUCUGAAUACGCUGGAAGCGGAAAUAUCGGAACUGCAGCGUGAGAAUGCACGCGUUGAAUCGCAAAUGAUGCGAUUAAAGUCGGACAUCAAUGCGAUGGAAUCGCAGCUGAGCACCAGCGAUCGGGAGGCUUCUCCACUGAGUGCGCAUCAGCAGCAGCAGCAGCAACAACAACAGCAGCAACAACAACAGCAACGUGCAGCUUCGUUGGCCUCGCCCAGCGGCCAGUCACCCUUUGCCGGCGUCUCCUCCACCACCUCCUCGAAUGCCAAUGCCAAUCCCAACAAUCCAUCCAACAACAACAACAACGAGAGCAACAACAACUCGGAUCUGGUGCAUGUGGCAAGCGCUGAUGCAGCUGCAGCAUCGACUGCGCCCAAUGCGAAUCUCAACAAUUAUUACGAGAGUCUGCGCAACAAUGUCAUCACAUUGCUGGAGCAUGUGCGUCUGCCACCGCCACCGCAGCCGCCACCGCCGAGCAUCACAGCAGCAGCAGCAGCAGCAACCACAGCAUCGGCCACCUCCGACAAUGGCUGUGGAGGAGGAGGGAUGGGAGUUGUCGGAGUUGUCUCGGCCACCGAUCAUCAUCAGCAUCAUCAUGCUGCCGCUGCGGCAGCUUAUUCGACGCUCUUGCCACCGCCACCGCCGCCACCACCGCACUCCGUAUCCGUUUCGGUCUCCACGUCAGCUGUCUCAACCACGCCCAUGUAUGGAGGCGGAGGCGGCGGUGGUCAGCAGGGAACGGGAACGGGGCAACCACCAGCAACAACAACAACAGCGGCGCCACCGCCACCGCAUCAUGCGUACACGGUGCAUCAUCCACAUGGCGGCUAUCCGCAUCCACAUGGCGCACAUCCGCAUCCACAUGCGCAUCCCCAUGCGCAUCCGCAUCCACAUCACCCGCAUCCGCAUCCACAUCCGCAUCCCCACGAACACUUCGAUUCGUACAUCUCCAAGCUGCAGUCGCUCUGCGUUCCGCCCGAUGUCUAUGCGCUGCCCGAGGAUGCGGGACGCACAGUCUACAACUCCGUGAAGCCGAGCAUGCAUCAGGACUACGGCAAGCUGAUGCCCACGCCCAUUUAAGGCGGGUGGGUGCCUUCUAUGGUAUUUUAUGCAAAUUAUGGUAUUUUAAUCAAGAAUUGGUAUUUGUUUUAAAUGUUGGUAUUUUAUUCACGUGUUGGUAUUUUAU
Drosophila sulfurigaster albostrigata is the source of this 5648-nucleotide messenger RNA. RefSeq lists its product as uncharacterized. Gene Ontology annotation, cellular component: nucleus. The coding region runs from base 110 to 5542 and encodes 1810 amino acids. The record is from RefSeq and is a predicted model, not a curated record. The transcript is spliced from 10 exons. Lineage: Eukaryota; Metazoa; Arthropoda; Insecta; Diptera; Drosophilidae. Gene Ontology annotation, biological process: regulation of transcription by RNA polymerase II. Gene Ontology annotation, molecular function: zinc ion binding; DNA-binding transcription factor activity, RNA polymerase II-specific; RNA polymerase II cis-regulatory region sequence-specific DNA binding.